CAGCCAUGAAGAUCGCAGCGGUAGUCCUUGCACUGGCUGGCUUUGCUCUGGCGCAAUCUGACUCUGAUAACCGACCAUAUGAACUUCUCAUACACAAAGAUGGCCCUGUCUGCUCCUUCGUGUCCCUACAGAAGAGCCAAAUCCAUAAGGACCUUCUUUCCAAUCCCAAUGGUCGCAUUUCCUGGAAGACCCGCGUGCCCACAGGGGAAAACUCUGCAUCGGAUGUUCAUCACGUACUAUCAUAUGACAAGGAUUUGCUCGAUGCUCAUGCAGAAUCAUUGUGCCCCUUGGGCAUUGGGCGGGAUCUCCGAACUUCAUUGGAUAUUCACAGAUACGCAGGUUCCCAGCAAGUGUUUAAGCAGUUCGAGCAUGCGGAUCAUGACCCACCUUCGUUGAAAUACCCACCACUCGAUAUCGAAGCGCUUGGAGACACUGGACCGUCGUCCAACAGGGUGGACCUCGUCUUCUUUGCUGACGGAUACACUACAGGAGAGCGGGAUAAAUUCUUCUCUGACGCAAAGCGCCUCGCAGAAGACCUGUCGUCAAAUCAGACAUUUUACACUGUCAAGCCCUUGCUUAACUUCUGGGGUGCGUUUACACCGAGCAAGGAGAGUGGGAUAGGUGUAGGUGGGAAGCCCAAAGAUACGGCGUUUGGCUUGUACCGUGACGGACCCGAACUCCGAGGCGUUUUGGCCAACAAGUCCGAUGCAGCACUUGCUGGGUGCGCUUCUCUGGGUGAUGGAUGCGACUAUGCAAUCGUAUUAGGCAAUGACCCGUUGUACGGAGGCAUUGGUGGCGAGUAUACCUCUAUCACUGCAUCAGAAGCAAACGGCCCUCUCGUCCUCCGCCACGAACUUGGUCACUCUAUCAUUGAUGUUGGUGAAGAAUACGAUGGAGGCUAUGCCUAUUUUGGUGUCAACGCAGCCCCUUCGACCCCCUCAAUCGGGUGGUCUCACUGGCUAUCUGAUCCCGAUGCUGCAAAUGGGCCCGUUCGCGCCGAGCGCUCUGUCAUGCCACUGCAGGCGUACCCAUGGACCAUGAUGAAGGCUUACGAACCAUGGAAAGUCAAGUUCAACUCGUCGGGAACAUAUGCUAGGCAUCUCAUCAAGUUUUCACUCUCGGGCAUACCGGAGGCGAAAGACUUGGAUAUUCUGCUCGAUGGGAAGCAUUUGAAGUGGAGUCCGAAACCUGGUAUUGGGAUUGACCGAUGGCAUUACGAUAUUUACAACGAUAUCCCACUCUCUGACGGCACACAUGAAGUGCAAUUCGUGCUGAAGAACAGCGACAGGACCACGGCGCAGCUAUGCAGCGUUGAGGUGCUUGAAUUUGGAGAUGAGAAAGAGUUUGUUAAUGAUCCAAGCUACUACGGUGCAUUCCCGACAUUCGACCUCGACAACAAAACCACCUACCGCCCAACAUACAACAGCUGCCUCAUGCGCAUGGUCACCUCCCCCGACUUCUGCUCAGUCUGUCUCGAAGGCCUAUGGCUCUCUCUCCUCGCGCGCGUCGACCUCAUCGACUCUGUCUCUGCCUCCUGCGUUCCGCCCUCCUGGGGCCCAGACUGGACGCGCUCCAUAUCUCUCGAUCUCCUCCCGCUCGCGCAGUUCCGGGAGGACGGGCAGAGCGGGAAGGACAGAGGGGAGGCGUACGCGGUGACGUGGCGCAAGGGUGGGGUCGUACUGGAGGUGCACGCGAACAAAACGGCGCUCGCGGUACCAGAUUCGGCGGCGCCGGGGGUGUAUACGGCCGAGGUGGAGUUUAUGACAGAUGAAGUGAGGAAGGACGAGAAGGGGCGGCUGAAGGCGAGUAAGGUGUUUGUGCUUGAUCAUACGGAUUCGUGUGCCGCUAAGGCUGCGAGGGGCGAACUUUGAGGAAUGUCGGGCAUGGGGUGCAGAUUCCGGAAGAAGUGGAUUAAUUGAAGUAUAGUCUAUGAUAUCAGCCUGAAGGACGGUGCUAGUAUUCAAAGCUGCUAGCCUCAAUGCAUGUGUAAACUAGUUGUAAG
This is a messenger RNA of Coniophora puteana RWD-64-598 SS2, 2002 nucleotides long. RefSeq lists its product as uncharacterized. Gene Ontology annotation, molecular function: metallopeptidase activity. The transcript is spliced from 9 exons. The coding region runs from base 6 to 1871 and encodes 621 amino acids. The record is from RefSeq and is a predicted model, not a curated record. NCBI's taxonomy places the organism in Eukaryota, Fungi, Basidiomycota, Agaricomycetes, Boletales, Coniophoraceae.